AUGGUGGAGAACUUUGUUCUUCACAUAGUAAAGAAGAUUGGAGAAUAUCUGGCUGCCACAGUUGGCCGCCAGUUUGGUUAUUUGAUUUUCUAUGACAGAGACAUUAAGAAUCUGGAGGAGCAGGUCCAAAAGCUGGAAGAUAAAAGAUUUAGAGUACAAAAAUCAGUUAAAGAAGCAGAGACAAAGAGAGAAACUAUUGCACCAGAUGUUGAGCGGUGGUUGACAUUGGUCAAUAAACUCAUCGAAGAGGCUACGAAAUUUCUCGAGGAUGAAGAGAACGCAAACAUAGGGUGUCUGAAUGGGUGGUGUCCAAAUUUGAAGUCACGCUACUCCUUGAGCAGAAAAGUUACAGAGAAAACUGAAAGUGUGGAAAAGCUACUUGGAGAAGGAGAUUUCUCUAGAGUGUCCUAUCCUGCAGUUGCACCUACUGUGGGGACAACAUUUGCAUUCACUAGAGGUUUUAAGGGGUUUGAAUCUAGAAGAUUGACUAUGAAUGGAAUUAUAGAGGCACUGACAGAUGAUAGUAUCUAUGUAAUUGGGAUAUGUGGGAUGGGAGGGGUUGGUAAAACAACUAUGGUGAAAGAAGUUGCCAAGAAAGCGGAAGAAAAGAAGAUGUUUGAUAAAAUCGUGAUGGUAGUAGUGUCCCAAAACCCAGAUUUGAUUAAUAUUCAAGGUGAGAUGGCCAAAAUAUUGGGUUUUGAAUUAUCUGGGGGAAAUAAUUUAUUUGCCAAAGCAGGGGAACUAGGAUCAAGAAUAUUGAAGGCAGGAAGAAUCCUUGUAAUAUUGGAUGAUGUUUGGAAGAGACUGGAAUUGAAUGACAUAGGAAUUCCAUUUGGAGAUAAUCACAAGGGUUGCAAAAUUGUGAUGACUUCAAGAAAUGAAGAUGUAUGCAACGGCAUGGACACACAGAAGAAUUUUAAAGUUGGUGUCUUACAUGAAGAAGAAGCAUGGAAUCUCUUGAAGGAGAUGGCUGGAAUUUCUGACGAAGGUACAAGUCACCCAACUAAUUUACAGUUGAUGCAGAUGGCAGUUGCGAAGGAAUGUGGAGGCUUGCUGAUUGCUAUUGUUAUAGUUGAAAGGGCACUCAGAUGCAAAAACAAGUAUUCAUGGGAUUCUGCUCUUGAACAAUUCCGAAAGUCUGUGGUCAAAAAUAUCAGUGGAGUGGAUGAAAAGAUGUUUAUAUCUCUGGAGUUGAGUUAUGAUUCCCUUGAUAGGGAUGAAGCCAAGAAAUGCUUUCUGCUCUGCUCUUUAUUUCCGGAAGAUUUUGAUAUUUCAACUGAGGAUCUCGUUAGAUAUGCGAUUCGGAUAGAGUUGUUUGAGCGCGUUGAUAGUGUGCACCAAACAAGAAAUAGAGUACAUUCCUUAGUUGUUGACUUAAAAAAAUGCUAUCUAUUGAUGGAAAGUGAAGAUGCAGAGUGGAUCAAAAUGCAUGAUGUCGUACGUGACGUGGCUAUAUCAAUUGCAUCUAGGAAGAAACAUUCGAUUGUCGUGAGAUGUGAUGAAGUAUUGAAAGAAUGGCCUGAGAAAGACUGA
Camellia sinensis is the source of this 1533-nucleotide messenger RNA. RefSeq names its product putative disease resistance protein At5g05400. The record is from RefSeq and is a predicted model, not a curated record. NCBI's taxonomy places the organism in Eukaryota, Viridiplantae, Streptophyta, Magnoliopsida, Ericales, Theaceae. Gene Ontology annotation, molecular function: ADP binding.